AUGGAGUUGGUCGCGAGUAAAGGCCCGUGGAUAGUCACGAGGUCUGAAGGCGAGGAUACUGAGAUAAGAGUUCAUUCUUACGAAGGCGAUUUGCUGGCUGUCUUAGACACCAAACAAAUUCGAAACUUUCAACUCUCCGUCAGCGACGACGGAUGUUUAUUUGGUUGUGCUGCUUGGAGCCCUGGAGUUAAAAUAUAUAAUGUGAAGGAAAAAGGCGGAAACUUUCAAAAGGUAGAGAAAGCCCUUGACGUACCCACAUCCAGCGGCUCUAUUGCUUUUUGUAUUUCUCCUGACCAAAGACGAGCAGCGGUUUUAAACAAAAACAAUAAUCUGUCUACGUGGCGUCUAGACGUCCGUCAUCAGGCUGGUGAGGACACGAAGAUGGUUGCGGAGAAAGAUGUGCAUUUGUCGGAUCAGGGGGCGACAACUUUGCAUUACUCGCGAGACGGGUCUGUGAUUAUUGCUGCAUGCGGCUGUUCUCUGUACCUCUUCAAUGCGGAAGACCUGCAACUAAUCAGAAAAGGGCUCCGACCCGCAAUACUUCGGCUGCCUUUGGGCAAGUGA
Molecule: messenger RNA, 564 nt
Organism: Eimeria acervulina
Lineage: Eukaryota; Apicomplexa; Conoidasida; Eucoccidiorida; Eimeriidae
Product: Transducin (Beta)-like 2, related
Exons: 8
Coding region: 1-564 (187 amino acids)
Biological process (GO): endoplasmic reticulum unfolded protein response
Cellular component (GO): endoplasmic reticulum
Molecular function (GO): protein binding
Source: RefSeq, a predicted model, not a curated record